Formica exsecta is the source of this 1137-nucleotide messenger RNA. Its product is annotated as sarcoplasmic reticulum histidine-rich calcium-binding protein-like. NCBI's taxonomy places the organism in Eukaryota, Metazoa, Arthropoda, Insecta, Hymenoptera, Formicidae. The transcript is spliced from 5 exons. The record is from RefSeq and is a predicted model, not a curated record. Bases 1 to 882 code for a protein of 293 amino acids.
AUGAUAUCUAGUUUUAGCGUUUUGAGGAUAUUGUGGUUGCUGUUGACUCUCGCGGCCCUUCUCGAUGGUUCGCCAGCGAUUAAAAAGGGACGCAAAGCGCCGGCCAAUUUCCGGUACUCCAAGGAUCUAGAUGCGGAGGCUACGAAUCACAAAGGAUCUCCUUUCCGAUGUAAAUCGAGAGGCUCGUUAAACGAGUGGCCUUUACCUUUCACGCUGGUGCUGGCAGCUUUAUUUACAUUUUAUUCGAACACAGGCGGCGACAGACAUCGCGUGGAGGGUGCCGGCUCGAAACACGAAGAGGAUCACCACGACACGCACGGUCACAAAGGCGACAAGGGUUACAAGGCUUUCCACGAGUUUGAGAACAGCGAUAAGGGCCAUCACGAUAAAGAGAAGCACAAGCACGAGUAUGAUGAGGAGAAUGGUGAAGAGGAGAAGAAGCACGAAGAGGCUGGUCAUUUCGGUGAGGAGCAUCAAGGCGAGGAGGGCGAGAAGAACGCGAAAUUCGGCGAAGACGGAAAACACCAGAAGGGAUACAGUACGAAAGGAGAACACAGCGUCUUCAAGAAGGACGAGUAUGAGAAGAAACAUGAUUUUUAUGACGAAUAUCAUGAAGACGGAGGAAAUGAAAAGCAUGGUGGUUGGCAUGAAGAACAUGAGGGCCAGAAGGGUGGCCAUAAAAAGCAAGGCAAUCUGCAUGCAGGACAUCACGAAGGACAUCAUGGCGCGGAGAAGAAACACGAGGGAGGCCACCAUCAUCACGAGAAGAAAGGUCACAAAUCGGCCGAGGGACACGAGAACCAUCAUGAGCACAACGAGAGACAUGGCCACAAAGGCGGUCAUGCAUCAGGGCACAAAUUUUCGAAAUCAAAUCAUCGUUGACGAGACGACACAUAACUUAUCCUUAUAUAAUCGUCGAACGUAUUUCGCUUAUAUCUAUUUUAAUAAAAAUUUCGUUGUCAAAUCGAGACUGCACGUUUGGAAUAAUAUUGAGUGGCGUAUAACAGAUGCGUCAAACUUAUCAAAAAUUAUUAUAAUAACAAUUUUAUUCUUGUCAUCAAAGAUGUAAGACAUGAAUUUGCCUACAUGGGGAUUUUAUAGUUAUAUUAUAAUAAAUAAGUUGUAUUUUUUUUAAAU